CCGAGAACAGCAGCAAAGAGUCAGAAUCUCUCCAGCACCUUCACGUGGAAGAUGUCUUCAGUCCGCGCCGCGUGCCUCCUUUGCGCAGCACUUUUUGCGAUGGUGAGGGGUUUCACCCACGAAGACAUGAAAGACGCUCUGCUGAAGAAACUGGGGCUCAGCGAAGUUCCGAAAAUCCACAAGAGGGAUCUGGAGAACCUUGUGGUUCCAGCGCACAUCAAGAACAAAUAUGUUUCCAUGCUGAAACUGCACCACGCAAGAAAACGCCGCUCGCUCCCGAGUUUAGCCGGCAUAUUGAGGGGGAUCCCCGGCAAUGCAGACAUCUCUGGUGAAUUUGUAUAUUCUGACACGACACGUCAACGUAUGGUGUUUGAGAUGACAUCAAGAAUCCCGGAGAACAGUGAGGUGACCAUGGCAGAACUAAAACUGUUCAAGAAAGCCCCACACAAGCGCUCCGUACCCGAGAGAAAGGGCCACAGGCCCGUCAACAACGCCCGGGUGAGCAUCUACUGGGUGGAACCUCUGAAAGACGGGUCAAACCGAACUUCACUAGUGGAUUCCAGGUUGAUUCCCAUUCACGAAACGGGCUGGAAGAGCUUUGAUGUCACCCAGGCGGUGCACUAUUGGUCGAAGAGCCGAAUGGAGAUGCCCAUGCACCUGGAGGUGUGGAUCGAGGGCGAGAGACCCGGCGGUUACGCGGCAGAAAUGGCCAAGUGCGUCCGUUUCACAGCUCAAGAUCCUAACGACAACACUCUGGGAAAACCCGAGCUUGUUCUUUACACCCUCAACCUCGAGGAAUUUGGGUCCAGUGGAGACUGUGAAACCAAUGCAGACAGUGAAAUGUGCUGCAGAGAAAAAUACUUCAUCAAUUUCCGCGCCCUGACUUGGACCCAGUACUGGAUCAUCGAACCUUCCGGUUACCAGGCGUUCCGGUGUAACGGCGGCUGCCGGCAGCCCAAGCGCAACUACGGCUACGGAGAGAGGAAGUGCGCGGUCGUGGAAAGCGCGCCGCUACCGAUGAUGUAUUUGGUGAAAAAGGGAGAUUAUACUGAAAUUGAGGUCGCCGAGUUCCCAAAUAUGAUCGUAGAAAAGUGUGGGUGCGCAACGGAUAAUAUUUCAGUCGUAUAAAAACGCUAUUUACCUACGACCACGUGACGCAAUGUACUUAAAAGCUAUAAGGCUAAAAAGAAAGGGUGUUGGCAACUUAACCCUUAGUGAGAUACCUCAAGCACUUCGUAUACAUUUGUAAAUAUUUCAAAAUCGAUAUGCAUUUAUUUUUGCAUUUGUAUAUAAUGCCAUAUUAAGUGAAAGACCGAUUUGUAGAUGUUAUAUUUUGAGCAGUAAA
This is a messenger RNA of Puntigrus tetrazona (Sumatra barb), 1345 nucleotides long. It is a transcript of the gene lft1, whose product is annotated as lefty1. Gene Ontology annotation, cellular component: extracellular region. The transcript has 4 exons. Gene Ontology annotation, biological process: SMAD protein signal transduction; BMP signaling pathway. Bases 52 to 1128 code for a protein of 358 amino acids. The record is from RefSeq and is a predicted model, not a curated record. Gene Ontology annotation, molecular function: cytokine activity; transforming growth factor beta receptor binding; growth factor activity. NCBI's taxonomy places the organism in Eukaryota, Metazoa, Chordata, Actinopteri, Cypriniformes, Cyprinidae.